Molecule: messenger RNA, 1389 nt
Organism: Limanda limanda (common dab)
Lineage: Eukaryota; Metazoa; Chordata; Actinopteri; Pleuronectiformes; Pleuronectidae
Product: protein-serine O-palmitoleoyltransferase porcupine-like
Exons: 14
Coding region: 1-1389 (462 amino acids)
Biological process (GO): Wnt protein secretion; lipid modification; protein palmitoylation
Cellular component (GO): endoplasmic reticulum; membrane
Molecular function (GO): Wnt-protein binding; palmitoleoyltransferase activity
Source: RefSeq, a predicted model, not a curated record
AUGGGAGCGUUCAGCCGACAGAAGUUCUUCCAGGAGCUGGCCCAUGGCUGCCUGCUGCCCACGGCCCAGCAGGGCCUGGAGCAGGUGUGGCAGCUGCUGGUGAUUUGCCUGCUGUGCCGGCUCCUCUGGAUGUUAGGCCUCCCCCACUUCCUGAAGCACCUGGGCACGGUGGCCGGGGGCUUCUACGCUCUCUACCUGUUCUUUGAGCUUCACAUGAUCUGGGUGGUGCUUCUCAGCCUGCUCUGCUACCUCUUCCUCUUCCUGUGCCGCCACUCCACCAUGAGAGGCACCUUCCUCUCCAUCACCGUGCUCAUCUACCUGCUGUUGGGAGAGCUGCACAUGAUGGACACCACCAACUGGCACAAGAUGAGAGGUUCACAGAUGGUAGUUGCCAUGAAAGCCAUCUCUCUGGCCUUCGACCUGGACAGGGGCGUGGUCUCCAGUGUCCCCUCACCCAUCGAGUUCAUGGGCUACAUCUACUUCGUGGGCACAGUCAUCUUCGGUCCCUGGAUCAGCUUCAACAGCUACAAAGAAGCUUUGGACGGACGUAAGCUGAGCUUUUCGUGGUUUUUCAAAGUGUCUGCGAGCUGGGUGAAGAGUCAGGUCUGCCUGGUUGUUUCCAACUGUGUAGCACCGUACCUCUUCCCUUAUUUCAUUCCUGUUUACGGAAACAAGCUACUGCGAAGUAAAAAGAGGAGGAAGAUCAGAGGAACACUGGCAAAGUGGUUGCUGGCGUAUGAGAACACGAUGUCUUUCCACUUCAGCAGUUACUUUGUCGGGUAUUUCAGCGAGACCACCGCCACUCUGGCCGGGGCGGGCUUCACCGAGGAGAAAGACAACCUCAAAUGGGACAUGGCCGUGUCCAAGCCCCUGAGUAUAGAGUUCCCCCGGUCGAUGGUGGAGGUGGUGACGUCCUGGAACCUGCCCAUGUCUCGCUUCCUGCACACCUAUGUUUUUACGAGUGCUCUCAAAUUUGGGACUUUCUCUGCCAUCAUGGUGACAUACGCAGCCAGCGCUCUCCUGCACGGUUUGAGUUUCCACCUGGGUGCAGUGCUGCUCUCCCUGGGGUUCAUCACGUACAUCGAACACGUGUUGCGGAAGAGGCUCGCUGCCAUUUUUAACGCCUGUGUGCUGUCGAAGAAGUGCCAGGCAAACUGCACCCAUCGAAACAAAAAGGAGCUGUGGGUCUAUAUGAUCAACAUAGCAUUCAGCGCCUUGGCACUCCUCCACCUGACGUACCUGGGCUCUGUGUUCAACUCCAGUGUGGACUACAUGGAGGAGGAUGAGGACGAUAUCACCCAUCAUACCAUUCAGAAGUGGUCGGAGCUGAGCUGGACGAGCCACUGGGUGACGUUCGGAUGCUGGAUCCUGUACCGCCUGGUUCUCUAA